AUGGGCUCGAGGCAGUGAGAGGUCCUGCACAUGUACGCUUUGAUAGGGGCGAACGACCAUUCUGGUGAGCCACAGGAUUGAAAAAAGUAGCCACAGUAUUUAGAAAAAAGGAAGGAGGAAAGAAAGUUCAAUAUUUUUAGUCCAAAUUACAGUGUUGGAACAGUGCUUUGCACAGUUGAGUGUCCUGGGAGUGGAAUGGCAUGAUGGGUGAACACUGAUGCCAAGCCCCACCCUCCCCACAUUGUCCUCUCCUUGGACUUCCUGCACUUUCUUGUGCCCGUGGACAGGACCUCUGCCCUCCCCUUACCCUCCUGGCUGGGCUGGCCAACAGCUCGGUUUCUGCCUCAGUCGUUGCAAGAGUUGAAAUGAGAGGUUGAGGCAGGGUCAGCUCUCUCGGGAUGCUCAAUUGCUAAACUACCAGCGCCUUCUUUUUCAGAUCUCUGUUGAUACAAAGUGGGUGAAAAAUAUCACAGCCCGUUACAAAUCUUGGUUCAUGCAAGGUCUCUGAGUUACUUUGCCUCAGUGCUGCAUUGCUGUGGGAUGUCCCUGAUGCCUCUGCAUCCUUGCACUGUAACCAGCAAACAUUACAUGAGAACGCAUUAACCGAUAGACUACAUCAUGCCAGCCACCCACCUAAAGUGGAGAAACAGUUACUCAUGCUUUUCAUGCAUCUUCUUGUGAAUCGUUCCCUGCAGCCCAAAUAUUUUUCCCUUGGAAAGCCUGUGGUUAACACAGGGAUGAGUGGGAGUGAGAUGAUUGCUAACAUUCUUUCAACUUUUAUGCCAGCUGGAGUGCAGGUCACAUUUGCAUUUUUUAAGUUUGGUGAAACAGCUGCAGUGGAUCUAAUGUGGUGAUCGUGAUUUAGUAGAGGUAGAGAUAUAUUGUCUAUGUACAAGAAUCUACAAUCAGUCUGAAAUAAAUUAUUUCUUUUAGAGUGAUUUGUUGUCUUCUUCAAAAAAGCCUUGCGGUAUUUUGAAUAAAGCAAAGCCUACAUGUACUUACAGGAUGAUCUGAGUGCAAACAUUAGAAGUUUGUAAUGGGCUAUUUAAGUUGUUAACUUUUACAAACUGCGGUAAUUAAUGCAGAGACUCUGCAGAUGGACACUUUAACAGCUAAAUAGAAACUUACAUCACUCCUAAUUUAGGCAGUAGCAAAAUCUGAGCACUCAUGAAGUCGUGAAAAUCCAACGAGUUUGCAGGGUGAAGGAAUCUCUGAGUCAAUUUACUAUACAAGUCCCAUAAAAAGUAUUUUAAGACCAUUUCUUUUGAGUUUCUUUUUUUUUUCAGCGCGAGCCAUUCAUUUUGACUUCUUUAAAAAACCCAUUUCUCCCUUGGUAAGGGGUAUUUUUUGGCUCCAGAAUAAUCAGUUAAGAUGGGGAGGGGAAAAAAACAUAACCAAAAAUAAUUAUCCUUAAAAAAGAGGGUGAAAAAAAAAGAAAAAAAAAGAAGAAAGGAAAUGCUGUUGGUAGGCAGGUAGUCCGUCGGCAGCUCGGCUCACAGGAGGGGUGGGGGGGUGUGGGGGCUCCUGAUGGAGUUGGGAUGGACCGCCACAGGAUUGGUGGAAGGCUGCUCUGAGUGUGGCCCCAUGCCAAGCCCUUAUGUCUUUAUAUACUGUAAACAGAUGACCGGACAGUCCUGAGUGUGCAUCGCAUCCACUCUGCCUCUCUGCCUCUCUCCAUCUCCAGGGCCCCUGUCAGCCUUUUGCUCCAGCAUCCGCGAAGGCUUCUUUACGCUUCUUCUGCGCCCAGCUGUCUUAUCUCUCCGGCUCUGAAAACAAUGGCCACGCCGAGCCUGCUCCUCACUCUCUACGCGUGGCUCCUGGCCGGGAGCCUCUUAGCGGAGGCGACUUACUACCGGCACCACCGCUACAUCCCCCACUACUACCGCUACCGGGAGCACUCCGCCAACACUGAGAACCUCCUCCCUGAUGUCUCCAACCCGGUGCCUGAAGUCUCGCAGCCGACCUACCCCGAGAUCCCCGAGGUCUUCCACCCGGUGCCUGAAGUCUUCCACCCCAUUCCUGAGGCUUUCCACCCGGUUCCAGAAGUCGUGCAUCCUGCACCUGAUGCUUACAGCCCGCUCGAGGCUGACCACCCCGCACCUGAAGCGUCUCCUCCGGCCAACGUGAGCCGCGUUUUCUAUGGGGUCAUGUUUGACGCUGGGAGCACCGGCACCAGAAUCCACAUCUUUAAGUUCAUCCAGAAAGACCCCGUUGAGCUGCCCGUCUUGGACAAUGAAAUGUACCACGCGGUGAAACCCGGACUGUCUGAAAACAAGGACAAACCUGAGGAGGCUGCCAAUACCAUCCGCCAGUUGCUGAAGAUAGCCAAGAAGACAGUGCCAGAGGAGGAGUGGAGGAGGACCCCGGUGGUCCUGAGGGCCACGGCGGGUCUGCGCAUGCUGCCUACAGACAAGGCCAUCGCUAUUCUAAAGGAGGUAAAAGAGGCGUUUGAUGAGUCUCCUUUCUAUGUGCCAGAAAACAGUGUUUCAAUCAUGGAGGGGAUAAACGAAGGAGUCCUUGCCUGGGUCACAGUGAACUUCCUCACAGGUCACUUGUACUCCAACACAAAGAGGACAGUGGGAAUUCUGGAUUUGGGUGGAGGAUCUACACAGAUCACGUUCCUUCCAAAGUCAAAGAAAACUAUUACGUCUGCUCCACCCAGCUACACUGCCAGCUUCAACCUGUUCAACCACACAUAUCAAGUCUACACACACAGCUACCUUGGUAAUGGACUCUUUGCGGCUCGCUUGGCCACUGUUGGAGCACUAGGAUCUGAUGGCCUGGAUUGGAAAGUCUUCACUAGUUCCUGCCUCCCAAAAAAAUUCAGAGAAGAAGUGACAUUUGGAGGAAGCACCUAUAAAGUUAGCGGGAUUCCAGACGGAUAUGCCGGCUAUAAGUUGUGCUACUAUGAGGUGAGGAAGGUCAUCAAGGGGAUAUUCCACCAGCCGUACGAAGUGAAGGGCAGCAGCAUCUUCUACGCCUUCUCCUACUACUUUGACAGAGCUGUGGAAUCUGGCCUCAUCGAUUCCAGCAGAGGUGGUGCAAUUGAAGUCAGAGACUUCAAGAAGAGAGCCAAAGAAGUGUGUAACAAAAUGACCAAAUACCGCGCCAUCAGCCCCUACCUCUGCAUGGAUAUGACAUAUAUCACGUGCCUGCUAAAGGAGGGCUUCGGCUUCAAGGACAGCACCGUGCUGCAGCUAGCCAAGAAGGUGAACAAUGUGGAGACAAGCUGGGCACUGGGAGCCACCUUUGACUACUUUAGAAACCUCAAUAUCCACUAAGGACGACUUGCUGUCGCUGCAGCUGGCACUGAGAGGGACAGUCCGUCACUGCGGGGCUUCCCUUCCUCCAUCCACCCUCAAUCGACCCACCCCCUCACAGACGCACCCGGGCCCACCAUGCUUCUUCACCCGCUACCCCGACCCCCACCCAGCCACCCCACCACCCCAACAACGUCCUCAUCAACCUCAGCACCCCGCGAACACUUCGAGAACUGUUGAAAGAAAAAAACAAAAAAUCACUAUAUUUUUAUAAGGCCAGCUAUUUCUACUGUAUGUUGAGCUCACGGUCGGUGGGCUUUAUUUUUGUAAAACGUUUACAUUUUUGAUUCUUUAUGGGUGCUCGAUCUGAAAUGUCUUCCACACUUACCUUAGCGUGCGCAGAGGGUAGUUACGGAGCAGUUCAGCCCUGGUCCUGGUGUGCACUGUGCGGAACAGUGGAAUAAAUUUAGGGACGAGAUGCUGACACAUAGCACCCAUAGUUGUCUUUGCUUCUAUAUCGACUUUUUUUUUUUUUUUCCUAACAGUGAAUUAUUUUACAGGACCUUGGUCAGUUUGUUCCCCAGGCUUAGACAGAGCUCAGUGGAAACAACCCUACAGCUUCUUUUCCUCAACAUUGCACGGCAACACUUUAUCUGCAGGUAUUGUAGCUAAGACAUAAUCAGUUGCUUUGACGUCAUCUAUGGAGUUGUACAUAUUCAUGCAAACGUGUUGGACUCAGCAUGGCUCAGGGGGGCGAAGAGAGCGCUGUGGAGGGAUGCCUCUCGCAGGGGACAUUGCAAACAUGAUAAAUGUUUGAGGUUAAUCUCUGUAUUUUAAAGCGCAGCCAUUAUUGGUUGUUUUGUCUAGAGUGGGAGUGACCUUAUUGAGAGUGGAUAAAUUGCAGGGUCUUUGGUCUGAACUGUAUUUUAGACAAGCACUAGAGCGGUGCAUCCUACAGCUUUAUCUACAGCCAUUAAAAAUAGGAAAAAAAAAAAUGUACACCAGAAACUAAAUUUCCUUCAUUUGUUGUGCAGCCAUAUUGAAUUCUGUAUGUAUUUUUUUUUCUUGUGAACUGUACAAAUAUUUAAAUAACUGAAAGUCUAUGUAAGUGUAAGAGCAUUUUAACUAUUCUCUUCUAAUAUAAACACUUCCGUGUAAUUGCUCUCUAAGCCAUGCCUACGCUGUCUUUUCAGUAUUCAACAUAUUCAAUAACUACUGCUGUAUAUACAUGAUGUAAACUUAGUGAAAUGAUUUGGCAGGAACUGCUUUUACAUUACAGGAACUUUGUGCCGCACAAUUGCUGAAAAACGCCUCUGUGUUCAUCAGUAUGAAUAACCUGACGACUUGUACAUUGUUUUUAUUAAAUCCAGUGAGACGGUGUAUGCUAUACAUGUAUGUUUUAAUAAAACAUUAAAAAUGAGCUGUGUAUAUGUUA
Messenger RNA from Mugil cephalus (flathead mullet), 4695 nucleotides. It is a transcript of the gene entpd5a, whose product is annotated as ectonucleoside triphosphate diphosphohydrolase 5a. NCBI's taxonomy places the organism in Eukaryota, Metazoa, Chordata, Actinopteri, Mugiliformes, Mugilidae. Gene Ontology annotation, biological process: nucleoside diphosphate catabolic process. Gene Ontology annotation, molecular function: UDP phosphatase activity; GDP phosphatase activity. The coding region runs from base 1776 to 3281 and encodes 501 amino acids. The transcript is spliced from 13 exons. Gene Ontology annotation, cellular component: membrane. The record is from RefSeq and is a predicted model, not a curated record.